GUGUUUUGGUGUUCGGUGAUGACGCGAACGCAUCAACGCAACGCGCGUGUUACAUUCGAUAUAGCCUCUAGAGCGAUAGCUGCGUGUCACCGUUAGUGCGUGCGGCAUACAGCACCAAAAGUGUCGCCUGAAAAUUAAGUGAAAGACAAUGUAGUGAAGUUUCAAUAAUUAGAGUGUUAGCAUCGGCAGUUGAUUUUGACGCCAUAAUUUAGUGAACGACACGCAUGUGUUGCUUGGGUAGACGAAGCGAAGUUCUACAACAAUAAAUUGUAAGGAAAAAUGUUAAUUUGUUUGCAAGUGCAGCAUUAAGUAUGUGUGUUUAUUGAAGGCUGUAGGUGCAAGAUAAUUAAAUGCUAAUAAAAUACAUACAUACAUACAAAUGUUGAAUAUAUAACAAAUUUAUGGAAACCAGAAAGAAGUGCGAGUGAGAAAUUUGCACAAAGGAAUAAAAUACAUGCGUGCUACAUGAUGUUGCAUGAAAGAAAAAUAAACAUAUCAAGUGAAAAUAAAUAAAAAUACACACUUAUACAUACAUACAUAUCUGCAAAGUUUGCCAAAGCGACAAGAAGAAAACAGCAACAAACGAAAAAGUCGAGUUAACUCCAAUUAGAAUAUGCUAACGUCUUAAGCCACACGUGUGUCGUGUCUACGAAAUUCCUCGAGUUGCUGCUAUGGAAAGUUAAUAAACAUGUUUAAACGAACUUAGACGACAGCUUCGAUCAUCGAAAUAAAAAAGGACAUUCAAAAGAUUAACAACAAAACUACCGAAUGCCAUAAAAAAUAAUUAUCGUGAAGAGUGAAAACGAAACUACGCUUACAUCUCGAUUAAGUUGAGUGAGUCUACGCUAGCUGGAGCUGACUGCAACGCGCCUUAUCGCACUCCUUGUCACGCUAACCGACAGCCUAUUGGUCUUGAGCUCAACGCGGCUGUUGUUGUUGUGGUUGGAUUCAUUACUGUGGCCAGUGGAAAAAACUGUCAUCAAAGUGUAAUGAUAAUGUUAACAAUGUGGAAAAUUUUUAUUGCGUUCACAUUGGUGACGUUGCGCGCGACAUUUGUGGCAGCACGCUUGCAUUCGUCCAACAGUCUGAUGCUGCAUGCAGCCGGAAUUGGCGGCGGCAGCGGUGGCAUUGGUGGCCUGACUGGCGGCUCGUUAACCAACAAAGAUGCGCACGUGAAAACAAAAGACAUCGAUGCCGUGGAAGGCAAAUCCGUCUCCCUGCCAUGUCCGAUCAGUGCACCGCUGAGUGACGUUUACAUGGUCUUAUGGUUCCGCGAUAAUGCUGGUAUACCGUUAUACAGCUUUGAUGUACGCGAUAAAGUGAAUAACGACCAACCGCGGCAUUGGUCAGCGCCGGAGGUGUUCGGUUCUCGUGCCAAAUUUCACUUCGAUUCACAGCCGGCAACAUUGGAAAUUAAGGAUAUCAAACGACACGACCAAGGUGUUUACCGCUGCCGCAUCGACUUCCGUACAAGUCAAACGCAAAGCUUCCGCUUCAACCUCACCGUGAUAAUACUUCCCGAACAGCCAAUUAUAUUGGAUCGCUGGGGGCGACAGCUGAAUGGCACGCUGCUCGGACCGAAGCAGGAAGGUGAUGAUAUUGUUAUCACGUGUCGUGUGGUGGGAGGUCGCCCUCAACCUCAAGUACGCUGGCUCGUAAAUGGACUACUUGUCGACAAUCAAUACGAACACAAUUCCGGCGAUGUUAUCGAGAAUAGGCUACUUUGGCCGUCGGUUCAACGGACUGAUUUAAAUUCCGUUUUUACUUGUCAAGCAUUGAAUACACAAUUAGAUAAGCCUAAGGAGAAAAGCUUUUUGCUUGAUAUGCAUUUGAAACCGCUGACGGUGAAAAUAAUUGAGCCACCCAAUUCGAUGGUGGCGGAUCGUCGCUACGAAGUCAUAUGUGAAUCAACCGGUUCACGUCCGAACGCCAUCAUCACCUGGUACAAGGGGAAGCGGCAAUUGCGGCGCACAAAGGAUGACAUCUCAAAGAAUGUUACCCGCUCUGAGCUGAGUUUUGUGCCCACCACAGAUGAUGACGGCAAAUCCAUAACUUGCCGCGCUGAGAAUCCAAAUGUGAAUGGCCUUUAUUUGGAGACAAUGUGGAAGUUGAAUGUCGUAUAUCCACCAUUAGUGACGCUGCGACUUGGUUCCACCCUCACACCUGAUGAUAUUAAAGAAGGAGACGACGUAUAUUUUGAGUGUCACGUACAAUCGAAUCCUCAAUGGCGGAAGCUCUUGUGGUUGCAUAAUAACAUUCACCUCGAGCACAAUACUUCCGCUCGCGUCAUACGCUCCAAUCAGAGUUUGGUACUGCAGAAAAUCACCAAACACUAUGCAGGAAAUUAUGCUUGCAGCGCCAUCAACGACGAGGGUGAAACUGUCAGCAACCAACUACCGCUGCGUGUAAAAUACACACCUGUUUGCAAGCAUUUGGAUCGUGUCAUACUAAUUGGCGCCUCAAAGGAUGAAACUGUCGAAGUCACGUGUGAAAUACAAGCGGAUCCGCCCCCCAGAACUUUUCGUUGGAAGUUCAACAAUUCGGGUGAAACAUUGGAUGUUGGCAGUGAACGAUUUAGCGUAAAUGACAGCAGAAGUGUGCUCAAGUACACACCCAUAUCGGACCAGGAUUACGGCACUCUAUCCUGUUGGGCUUCCAAUGAAGUUGGUACACAAAAUCAGCCUUGUCUGUUCCAAGUAGUGCUGGCGGCCCUGCCCAAUGGCGUUUCAAAUUGCUCCAUCGUUAAUCGCACGGAUGUCAGUGUCGACAUUCAAUGCAUUCCCGGCUAUGAUGGUGGAUUACCACAGAUUUUCGUACUCGAGAUGUUCUCUGCCCGCACAGGACUAACAAGAUUUAAUUUGACAAACGUUGAGGAGCCACAGUUUUCUCUGGAAAAUCUCGAUACAUUGACAUCAAUGAUGACACAGGAGAACAACUCACUGAAAUUGCGUAUUUAUGCUUACAAUCAGAAGGGCCGUAGUCCUUUGUAUCUGCUGUCGGAUUUCAUUAUUGGCUCGUCAGCAUACAAAUCAGCAGAUGAGGUAUCCAUUACGCUUUCGCCGGUGCUGGUUGGCAGUGGUCUUACCGUUGUCAUCAUUAGUUUGGCCAUCAUUGUGCGCAUAUUCAUUGUAACAUUUUUGCAUAAUUUGCGACGCAAUCAGCAGCACAGCAACAAACCUAUAGCGACCGGUGUGGCAGCGCAGGCUGGUGAUGUGCUGAAGUGCGGUGGCAUGGAAAAACCGCGUUGGCAGCAUACGGACAUUAAAACUAAAUCAUCCGAAGAUCUGGUGGAAGAUGAACGAGAUCCGGAUGUCAUACCAUCCCAAUACGUUACGGCUGGCAAUAGUAAUGGCGUCGGCGGGGGUGGUGGCAGCAGCGGAGGGAGCGGCAACGGCAGUAGCAACAGCGGUGGCGGUGGCGGCAGCAGCGGAAGUGGCAACGCGGGCAGUUCUGAGCUACACUUCACACCAAUAGCAGCCACAAAGUGGUCACCAAAUUCCAAACAGCACCUUCCUGCAACCGCAUAUGACAACAUCACGCAGCUCGUCGCUGCUAAUCAAAUCACAGCACGUACAACACAUCUACUCUCGGGCCCAACUACAGAUCCCAAUGGCAGUAGCAGUAGUGUCAUAGUCAAUGCUGUGGACACUGGCUUACUGCAUCACCAUCAACAGCAGCAGCAGCAGCAGCAGUUGCUGAACGCAAAAGCAGCAGGAGCCGGAGUCGGAGCCGGAGCUGGAGCUAGUGCUGCAACGGUUGUCACAGCGACCCAUUCAGCGAAUGGCCUAAAUGAGGCACUAAUCGGUUCGCCCACCGCCGCGUACAAUGCCACCCACCAGCAGCAACAGCAGCAACAACAGCAAUUGCAUGGCGCUGGCAGUGGCAGUGGCGGCACGUUGCCACCCGGUUUGGGCAGUGGCAGCGCUUACAUACUCAACAGUCUCAUCAAUAGUAAUGAGAGUUGCAAUAGCAACGGUAGCAUCAGUGGCAGCAACGGUGGACUGCAUCAUAAUGUAGUUGGCGGCACUAUAGGUCGUGCAACAAUGCUGCAUCAUCACCAACAGCAGCAGCAGCAGUCACACCAUCCGCUACCCGUGCCACAUCCACUCGCAUACAAUACACUCGCCGGCACAACGGGUGUGAGUGCCAGUGGACGCCACCAUCAUAGCGCAUUGCCGUCGAUGUUGCUCACCUCACAGACGUCGGCGUCGUUAAGUGGGAUCGGACUGUUACUGAAUGCCAGCAAUAAUAAUAGCAGUAGUAGUGGUGGUGCCAGCGGCCUGGGGCUGAGUAUGACGGGCGCGGCAACGGCAUCUGCGGCCUCUACAGCAACGACGUCCUGCAAUUCGUCCAGCGACUUGGAUGACAACAUAAAUAUAAAUGCCAUCAAGGAUUGCUUAAUGACACAGCGUGUGCCCGAAAGCUGCGUCUGAGCUGGCAAUUUAUGCAGUGCGCCGAGAAAGGCGCCAAGCAAGUCCUACAAGUGUGUGCUGCGACGUGAAGUCACUGUUGUACGAACUCUCGUAAAGUGGUAUGUAUGAAUGUGUGCCGCAAGCAAGUGUAUGCCGUGUAUUGAAAAAAAAUAAAGACAAAGUACGAAAUGUAUAGUGAAAAUGCUUACAAAGUAAAAGUAUGAGGCAUGAAAAUUUGUAAUGAAAUAAGUAAAGGUAUACCAAUAAGUCCAUACCAGUAAAUAUAAAUAGAUAUGUAUGAAGGUAUAACAAUGAAGUUGUGCUAUUAAGCUAUAUUGGCUACGUGGCUCUGAGCUGCUACCUGCUUCAGUACGUCCUUGACAAAUUGUAUUAGGCAUUAAGUGCAGUUAGAUUGAUGAGCGAGUAAAAAGUUUCCCUGCAAUUAGCACCAGCGCUGCAAGAGAUACUGACAAAUUCUUGCGGACGAAUGAUUAAGUAGAGUUAGCAAUUUCAUUUCUCAAAAUUCUAAACAAACUUAAAUAAUCUGCGACAUCAACUCUGAAUAAUGCACAGCAAUCACUGCGGUGCGCUCGUUUGAUUGACAACUUCUACCGCAUUAUCUUCGUAGCCUUCAGAAAAUAUUAAAAUUUUAAUAAUGUUUAGCUUUCAGUAUCAAUCGGCAGAUUCUACCAAAGAGAGUGCACUUACUAUACUCAUAAAGUAUGUUGCUUUAAAAUUGUAGUAGCUCGACUGGCAGAUUUCUGAGUCUUCAAAAAUAUAAUUUAAAUGAGUCAACCAUUUUCAGGACGUAAUAUAAUAAUUCACAAAUUCGUAAAGUAUAUGUUUUGUUAAGAGAUUAUUCUAAAUAUGUCAAUAAAAAUGUCAUCAAAUCGUGUAGAAGCAGAAAGAAACAAUUCCAUAUUCAACAAAAUUAACUUUCAAAUGUUGAAAAGCUUUUCUUCUGUAUUGCUCUAGAUAACGUCAUAUUAUAUUUAUACCCGAAACAGGGUAUAUUAAGUUUGUCGCGAUGUUUGUAACACCCAGAAGGAAACGUUAUAUACACGGUUCGUACGGAAAGUAAUAGGACUGAGUCGUUUUAAAAAAAUCUAUUGAACCAAUCGUUACAACUCUUUAAAAACUUUCAAAUUAGGCUCCUUCUGCGUCGGUGCAACGCUGCCAGCGCGAUUUCCAAGCAUUGAAGGCGUCACGGAAGGCAUUCUCCGGAACAGCCUUGAGAAGCGAAGUGCAUGAUGCUUGGAUCCCCUCUGUCGUCUCAAAAUGCUUGCCUUUCAUCGGCCUUUUCAGGCAAGGAUACUCAAAAUCCAUAACUCGUCACACGUGAUUACGUUAAUCAAAAAAUAAAAUGGGUGUCACUUUCAUACAUGUUCAUGCCCUGAUCGGGGUAUACAAAUAAGCUUGUCUCUUCAUUUUUCUUUCUGACCAUUCACAGUAGUAAAGCUAAUCGAUAAUAUGCAAAACAAAACUUAGUAGCAUUGAAGCCAGCGGCUUUACGACUCUCAAGAGGUAUCCCUUUACUCUCUUACACGAAUUCAAUUCGAUAAUUUUGUUGUUGCUUUCGGUUAUAAUUUUUAUUACAAGAGAGCAGAAACGAGUAGAGAAACGGUGAAUCGAAGGCAACUCAUGUAAGCUAUGAAAAUAGAUAAACUGACGAUUGGUUCAUUUAAUGACAGAGUUUGGUAAGAUCAGUUUAUCAUCGGUGAUCAUAAAUUAUUACAUGUUAUAUGACCAAAAAUGUCCACUUAAAUCUUCUUGCAAGAGCAAUUGUUUUCACAUGUUCCACUUAUAAAAGGAUUAUCAAAAGGUAAGAAUCUUCAGUCAUCGCGAGCUUUUCAGUAUUUAUUGCAUAAACUCUCAACUGACUAAGGAUGGUUAAUACAGCUGCUUAGACUAAAUUGAAAAAAUAUGUUGAAAAAUAUAUUUUGAAACAUGAAAUUGAAACAUAAUGAAUUUAAAAUAAAUUAUGUAAACACUAAAUAGACUACGUGAGUAAAUAGUAUGAUAAUAUUGUAAAUAGGGCAAUUACUAGUUAGUAAUAUGUAUAUGUAAAAUAAACUAAUAGUAAACAUUGUGCCACAUAUUGUAAAUAUAAAUAUUUAUUUUAAUAAUAUAUAAAAAGGCGGUUCUAAUCUAAAAAGGAAAUUUUAUUUCAAAAUUCUAUAAGAACAUUUAAAAAUUAUUACCUAAUUGCUAAAAAAGUUCAUUUGAAACAACUCUAAAAUAUGAAAAGAAAUAAGGCAGCAUAUAUGCACAUAACUUGUUAAUAAAAAACUUUAAAGGUACACACACUUUAGUUAAAAUAUUCAUAUCAGCAAGAAACUGUCACACCAUUCGAUUUGUCAAAGUUUCGAGAUUAGCGAAUCGAACAAACAAAAGCCACAAACGAAAUAAAGAGACCUGAGAGAAUAUGACAAGCGGUUAUUGUACUCUAAUGAGGCAAACACAUACUCUCUUGAGUUCCAUUCAACCGGUUAACUUUGCUGCUUCUUCCUCACAAAACAAAAGAGGAAAUCUUAAGUAUAAUGAGCAGGUAAGUGGCGAAUCGAAUGCGGCUUAAGUUAAUGAAGUACAUAUCCCUUAACAUAUCGUUUAUCAUGUCAAUAUUGAAAUGGCAUAGACUUUUUAAAAUUUAUAGAGUUAAAUUAUAUGUAUGUAUGUAUUGUUGAAUUUGUAUUGACUUUGUUAUUUUAAUUUUUAAAAAAUUAAUUAAAUUACCCUUUAAACACCAGAUUUCCAUCGAAAAUGGUUUUUAAAUCCCAGUUGUUAAUGUUUGCCAACAUUUUAAAGUUAAAUAGAAAAUUUUAUAAUUUAAAUAAAAGCGUUGUUCACUUAUUAAAAAAUAUUAUUUAAAAUUUUCAUUGCAAAAUUUCAGUUACUUUUCGUUACAAUUUGAAGGCGUAAUAAAUUAUAGCCAACUAUUUUGUAAUAAGUGUCUGUUUAUUAUAUUUCUUAAAAGUAAAAGUUAACUAAAAUAGUAUAUUAGAACAACCUGCAUCUCAGCCAGAAAAAUAUUAACUCACAGUGUUAAAAUUUUCGUAUAAAAUCUUAUGUGUUAAUAUUCGAAUACAUAUUUAUUCAGACCUAACAUUGCGACAAUUAUUUGACCGAUUUAAAAAAAAAAAACAAGAAAAAACGUUAACUUUAACCUAUAAUACCCUUCACAAAUAUGCAUUACAAGAGCUUUAUUCGGUCAAUUUGUAUGGCAUCUAUAUAUGUAUAUAUUGACUCAAACACACUGUUACCUUGGAUACUAACCCAUGCUAAAUUAAGUAACGAUAUCUCGUUAAAUGAAAAAGUUCUCCUUAUAAGCACUUUCUUGGGAUCGUACCGUUUGUAACUUCUUAGUGAGAAAAGAACUGGUGGAAAAUUUCAGAUCGAUAUCUCAAAAACAUAUAUAUGUAUACGUUCAUGGCUAAAUCGACUCAGCUCGUCAAGCAAAUCUCUUACAAUAUACUUUGAGAGAAAAAAGUACCCCGAAAUUGUAACUUAAAUUUCGCGGGUAAUUGAUAUUUUAAAAACAAAGUAUUUUGCUAAGUUGAUAGGACUGUCCUAUACCAAAUACAAGCUCGUUCUGUCAACGAGUUUGCUUACAGCAGCUGCUUAAGUCGGUACACCUCAGAAGUUCGUUGCGAUUUUUACAAUGUAUAAAAAUGAUGAACAACGAACUUGCCUCAAAUUUUGUUUUUCUAACCAAAUUUCGAGUACUGAAUCAUUUUAAAAGGGUUACAAUGAUUCAGUUUUAACGAAACCACAAGCCUACCAAUGGUACAAAGCCUUCAAAGAGGGUCGAGAGAUCGUUAAAGACAUGCCUUGUUCUGGACGACCUUCGAAGAUUGUUAGGCAAGUGUUAGAGAGAUGGCAAGAGAGAAUGAUUUUGAUGUAUAUUUUGGGUAUGAAACACGUUCUUGCCCGACUAGACCCGAUAUAGAUAAUUUUUUGUUUAAAAUAGUACCGUAAACAGGUAUCUUUGGACAUGCUUGAUCGUGCGUAUUCCGAUUCCACAUUCUUGGAGAGCAUUAUAACUGCCUACGAGACAUGGAUUUAUAAAAUUCAGAUGAAAACAAGUCAACGGUGAUCGGAAUGGAAGGAAAAAAAACAAGCCGAAACCAACAAAACCCCGCCAAAGCUGCCCCAAAAUCAAAUUGAUGCUAAUUGUUUUUUCGAUAGUCAUGAUUUGGUGCAUCAUGAAUUUGUUCCAGAGGUGCUGACGGUCAAUAUGGAGUUCUAUUUGGCCGUAUUGCGAUCGAAGUUAUAAUUUUUUUUAAUAUACUUAUCUAAUAGGCUUAACUGCUUUAUUACAUUCACCACUAAGUUCGUCUGAAUAAAUAUAUCGUUUAUAUAAUUUAAUAAAAAAAUUUUCGAAAUUAAUAUUUUUUUUUUCAAUAAAUUACCCCAGGCAUAUCAAUUUCAAAAAACGAUAUAAAAUUAAUUGCAUAAUUAAGUUGUUAUCACUUCUGCUGUCAGCGCGACUUAAAUAUAUUUAUACAAUUUCUAUUCACUACUUCUAGAUAUGUAACUAAAAUGUACAUUUAAAUGCUGCCGAUAUCUACAUAUUACAUUAAACUGCUAUGUUUAAUUUAAAGCUAAAUAAAUAAAUGGACUUCAAUUUGAAAUUAAUUUAAAUAGGCAUAAAUAUGAUAAUACCUUUACUUACAUACUACAUAGCACCUCUUAAAAGACUUGAAACUAUUGUAGGCUAGAAUUUGUUUACCGCAAACUAAGCCACAAUAAAUAUUAAAAAAUAUAUAACAUAUAAAUAUGGUAUUUUAAAAUAACAACAUAGACUAAAUAAGUUUUUAUAAAUAGCUAAAAAUGCAUUAAAAACAAAACAAAUAUACAUGAGUUUAUAUAUCGCAUGCGAUAAAAAAUGACAGUAAUGCAAAGCAUGUGAAAUUCGGGCCCUGAAAUGUGUCUGUAAAUAUUUGCGAGGCAUUUCGUUUUGCAUAAAUAAAUGCAACAACAAAUAUUUGCGAGUAAACCAAAUAAAAAAAACGUAAUAAUAAUAAUUUUAACCACACAAUAAAAAAACUUUUUAACUAAGCCUUUAAGCUGGGAAAUUGUGAAAAAAGAAAAACUAAAUAAAAUAUGUAGCUAUAUUAUAAAUCAAUAAUGCGUAGAAAAAGUAUUUAAUUGUAAACAAACAUAGCUAAUAGGAUGUGAAAAUAUGUACAUCAAUUACAACAACUAACUACUAAUAAGUGUAAUCAAACUGAAUUGUAAUUAUGAGCAUACAAUUACACCUGCAGUUACUGUCAUGAAUGGUAUUGCCCACUACCACUACCCAUGUAAUAUGUAUAUAUAAUACAACUUGUAGGUACAGUAUCGAAUGACAAAUAAAUUUGAAGCAAAAGUUGCGAAACCUACAAUUAAAUAGAAUUAUAAACAAGGAUAAAGAUAAAAAAAAACUAAAUUGCAUAUUAAAAAAUAAAAAAAUUUAAACAAAAAUAGAAAAUGCAAAAAAAAAAAAAAAAUGGCGUGCAUUACAAUGCCGGCUUAUAGAAAAUACCUACAUUCAUAUACUUAGUUUAGUAUGCCUAGUUUUAAAAAUUCCAACAUAGACACUAUUUAUUGCAAUAGCUACACUAUAAAUAUCGACAAAUCUGAUCUGGCAUUAGCUAAUGUAAAAUAAAGUAUAACAUUUUAAGUGACAUUGUAAAUUUUUUGUAAAUAGCCAGUGAUUGUAAAUUAAAUAGGCGGAAAUAAAAGUUUAAAAUGGAUAACAUAAAAUAAGACACUAUUAAAAUUACACAACUGUCGAAUGAUAUUGAAACUGUUAGUGUAUUAAAGAAGUUACCAUCAAGAAAUAAAUAGAAAUAAAUGAAAAUGCGAGUAUAAACAUUUUA
Molecule: messenger RNA, 10273 nt
Organism: Bactrocera neohumeralis
Lineage: Eukaryota; Metazoa; Arthropoda; Insecta; Diptera; Tephritidae
Gene: side-II
Product: neural cell adhesion molecule 1-A
Exons: 20
Coding region: 990-4433 (1147 amino acids)
Source: RefSeq, a predicted model, not a curated record